AGUGUUUCAGUGUUACUGUUUGUAACAACCGUCGUAUUAAGUAUUAUUGUGUGUUUACACGCGGACACAAAACCAACAGCACACGUUUAAGCUAGUUUAUAGUGUAAGUUAGCAGGUGAGCGUCAGCUAACACAAGCUGUGUUUUGUCCAUAUUUCGUUUUGUCACCCUACCGUUGGACAACAACUCACUACGACCGAAGGAAAACGUCUGAAUAAUAUGGCAAUGCAAAACACCGUUGUCCAGCAUCGUUAAGUAUCCAAGAGUGUGUCAUGUAUGGCUGCAUUCUUUUUUUUACGGGUUUCUCGCCUAUUGAAGAAAGGACUGCCCAAGAAACAAGUCUGGGCAAAAUCAAAUAACGCCUCAAUCGUGGUGUCUGUUCAAGUUGUGUUAAUGACUGCGCUGAUGGACUUUGAACCUUCAGCAAAAAGACUAAGGGUGGAAAGCAAUGCCUCAACGUCUCCUUCAUCUUCUCUCCGAGGGCCGUCCUCAUGUAUUCAAAACAAGGAUAAUGACACACUAGAUCAAGAAAGGAAGCAAAACGGCACCAAGAUGGAUACACGACCAAAAACUGCAGCUGUCAGUUUGCGUGGUUUGAAGACAAAAGGUGAUCGUCGAAGACUCAACCCCAGUCCCCAACAGAAGUUCAGAAAUACUCUUCAUCAAUGGCUGGUUAAGCCCCCACAAAACCCAAGUACAAUGAAAGUGUGCCAAAGCCCAGAGGAUGUAGAGAUGGCCGGUGACUGUAGCUUUCACGGCACUUCGGCUCGCCGUCUGGAUGGUGGGAAUGCUGGAAAUGCCAUCCUGUCUGAUGCAGAUGAAAAGGACAAACCUGUGUCACUACAAUAUCUGGAUGAAGACAAACCUGUAUCACCACCUUCUGAAGAUUCUGCAGGAGGUGGACUAAUGCAGAGCCUGUCUCACAAUUAUGGUGGAUCAGAGAAACAAGAAGCGAAAACUUGCUCAGAGGGCUCUGCUAAACACAAUACAAAAAUAACAGACUUCUUUUCAGGGACGACAUCACCAGAUAAGUCUCCAGAAGAACAAGGUACAGAGGAGGAAACUACUUCUGCUGUUGUUGAGCCGCAGGUCAAGUGGCUGGGGACGCCAAUCAAAGAACUGAAGAGAAUGCCUGAAUGUGGCAGUGUGCUUCCUCCGCUGAGGGAUGUUCCUGGCAAGCACACAGUGAUGAUACGGACAGACCUUCUUAGGAGAGGUAGAGUUCCUGUUCCGUAUCCUGCUAAGUUUAAGGAUACUUGGGAUGAUGUCCAUGUCAAGAUGCCUUGUUCCAGUUCGAACCUAUUUCCUGUACUGGAUGAGGUAACACAUGGACUUCAGAAUAAGAGUCGGUGGGAGUUGAUUAAGGAGACUUUAAACAAGACAUUUUCAAAUCAACCCGAGUUGAAGGAGGCGAUAUUAAAAUAUAGUGCUUCGCAGGCCAAGAAAUGGGACUUCACUGCAUUACGUUUGUACUGCACCAAGGUCCUGGAGCCUGAUGCUGCUGAACAUCUGUUUGACUCCCUGCUGCCAGACAUCGUGCAAUUAGCACUGAGAGCAUCUGAGCUCUGUACCAAGCCAAUACCCCUCCUUAAGGGAGGCGUGAACCACUCCAUCACCAUGUCACAGGAGCAGGUGGCAUGUCUGCUCGCCAACGCCUUCUUCUGCACCUUCCCCCGGCGCAACUCCAGAAGGAAUGAAUACGGCAACUACCCAGAUAUCAACUUCUUCAGGCUUUUUGAGGGUUCCUCUUCAAUGAAGAUUGAGAAACUGAAAACCCUAAUGUGCUAUUUCAGAAGUUUCACAGAACAAAAACCUACCGGACUUGUAACAUUCACACGGAAAAGCUUGGAUAAACCUCUGAAUUGGAAAAGCUCACAGACUCAACUCACAAAGCUCCACAUUACCUGUGAAGGGACCAUUGAGGACGACGGUCAUGGAAUGCUUCAGGUGGAUUUUGCCAAUCGGUUUGUGGGAGGAGGAGUCACUGGAUCGGGUUUAGUCCAAGAGGAAAUCCGUUUUCUAAUCAAUCCUGAGCUCAUUAUCUCUCGCCUCUUCACCGAAGCCCUGGAUCCUAAUGAAUGUCUGAUCAUCACAGGUACCCAGCAGUACAGCAAAUACACAGGCUAUUCUCAUACCUACGAGUGGGGGGGCAGCCACCAGGACACAACUCCAAGAGAUGGCUGGCAGAGAAGAUGCACUGAGAUUGUGGCCAUCGAUGCGUUGCACUUCAAGAACUUUCUUGAACAGUUUAAUCUAGAUAAACUAAACCGAGAACUAAACAAGGCCUACUGUGGCUUUGCUCGACCCGAAGAACGAAGCCAAAACCUUGCGACAGUGGCCACAGGGAACUGGGGCUGUGGGGUUUUUGGAGGUGACGCACGUCUGAAAGCUCUGCUCCAGAUGCUGGCAGCUGCUGAGGCGGGCCGAGAUGUGGCAUAUUUCACUUUUGGUGACAGCCAGCUCAUGACAGAUGUCCACAAGAUGCACUCUUUCCUUACUCAGAGAAAGAUCUGUGUAGGGGAGGUGUAUGAUCUCCUGGGACAGUACCACAGCUCAGUGUGCAAGAGCUGCCUCACUCGGCGCCCUGACGUCAGCCUCUACUCGUUCAUCUACCAACAGGUCAACUCCUCCCCAGCGCCAGAGGACUCCGCCAUGGGCUCGACCAGACAUCGCGUCCCUGGAGACUGCCUUUAAGGUCAGGUGGCUGAUGAGUCACCUUGCCUUAUUUAAUAAAAGAAGAAGAAAAAACAUUUAAACCGUUGCUUUAAUGACAAAGUUGAUUAACAGUGGUGGAUAAACCAAAUGGGGUCUCCACCACUGGCCGCCAAAAAAUUACAAUCUAGCAUUGCAGAUAGUUUUUCAAAAACAAUGAGACUGCAGAGGGUUAUUAGUUACGACCCCAAACGGCGCCAAGUUCAUUUUGCUGCGCCUGGUAAUAUGCCAGUGGAUUCAACUUCAAUACGACGCAAUUGUGACUUUAAUGAUGAAGCAAAGGUUGCCAUCUAUCUUCCAAGUUUGUCGUGUUGCCUUUUUUUUUUUACACCCGCACGUAUCCAGCCUAAUUGGAUUGGCUGUCAGAAAUGAAGUUAAAAGACAAGAAUAACAAGAAACAGGAUUUAGAAAGCUUGUCUUUUUUUGGUUUUAGAGACUUGAGGAAAAUCAUCUUUUACCUGUUGCCUUCACAGCAGAAUUCAACUUGCAAUCACAGGUCCACUCAUACAUUUAUGGGAUAAUUUGCUUUAAGAGACCCAGUAGCACUUAACGGACGAAAUUCACCUGUCCCACCUAAUGUGUAUUUGUUAUUUAACAGAUUUUGAUUUUGAAACAGCCAAAAUAAAAUCAGUUUGAAGUCAAUGCAACAUUCCAAUUUUUUAUACUGCCAACGUUUUAUUCUGAAGCACGAAUAGAGCCACAAAUGUCAGUAAUACAUCUGAAGGAGGGCCUCUUGUCCCAUGAAUGUUACAGGCACAAUGACUUUCUAUACAGCCUUGCCAUUUAUUUUCCCCAGGUAUUGCUUUACUCUUUCACUCACAGUUUAAUAAGGUCAUACCUCUUAUCUAAACUUUACAUGACACCUCAUUAAGAGUAGAUCAUAGAACAUCCAGUCAAUGGGGCUCCUGGGUGAUUUCUCUCUUUGUCAGAAGAAACACUGCCUCUUUUGCAUGAAGGAGAAACUGCUUAAUGCAAAGUCUCAGAGGUCAGACGUUUGGCAAUUUGCAUUCUGGGUUAAUUUUGGCCCAAAUCACAAUUUGGUUAUCAAUAUUGCAAACUUGAUGUGUACACUCACCGGCCACUUUAUUAGGUACCCCAUGCUAGUAACGGGUUGGACCCCCUUUUGCCUUCAGAACUGCCUCAAUUCUUCGUGGCAUAGAUUCAACAAGGUGCUGGAAGCAUUCCUCAGGGAGUUUGGUCCAUAUUGACAUGAUGGCAUCACACAGUUGCCGCAGAUUUGUCGGCUGCACAUCCAUGAUGCGAAUCUCCCGUUCCACCACAUCCCAAAGAUGCUCUA
Messenger RNA from Pungitius pungitius (ninespine stickleback), 4007 nucleotides. RefSeq names its product poly(ADP-ribose) glycohydrolase. Gene Ontology annotation, molecular function: poly(ADP-ribose) glycohydrolase activity. Gene Ontology annotation, biological process: regulation of DNA repair; carbohydrate metabolic process; ATP generation from poly-ADP-D-ribose. NCBI's taxonomy places the organism in Eukaryota, Metazoa, Chordata, Actinopteri, Perciformes, Gasterosteidae. Gene Ontology annotation, cellular component: cytoplasm; nucleus. The record is from RefSeq and is a predicted model, not a curated record. The transcript has 17 exons. Bases 275 to 2692 code for a protein of 805 amino acids.